AUGGCGAAAGCCCGAGAUGUGGCAACUGCAUCCCCUUAUCAGCGCAUUAUGGACAAGUCACACGCGCUGAAUAAGGUCGCCGUCGGCGAAAACGAGCAAGAAUGUUUCUUUUCGGAUACUGGACGAUAUAGUACGCAUAAGAAACCGAUCCGAAGUGCUCAAAAACGCGCUGAUAUUCAGACCUCAAUUCGCGAGAGAAGCGAGGCGCUUGCGGAUCCGGCUGGUACAGUAUGGGCUUGCUGCCUGGGCGCUGAGAUAUAUUUCGCAGAGUUGUUGAAGAGCUUGAAGAAGAGCGAAGCUCUGGGCACGUCCUUGAUUAAGAUCGAGAACACAUAUAGUGAAGUAUUCUUUUGUCGGUGCUUCGCUACCAAGAAAACAUGUUUCAUCUUUCGGUUCGGAUGCAUUGUCGCUUGGGAUGUCGACAAAGACCAGCGCGAAGAGCUUAUUCGCAUCAUGGAUCCUUUCGUGAAGGAUGCUCUUGGAUCAAAAAGAGAAGACGACACCAUGAGUUACGUAUGGUCUGAGAGAGCAACAAUCAAGGCUGACCACAUACACUUGGUGACGCCUAAUAUGUUCGAGAGGCUGGCAUACUCAUAUGCGUUCGCUCAGAGCGUAAAACUGGCGGUGUUUGAGACAGUUGUUGAUGAGACAAUCGAGAGGACUCGGAAAAUUCCAGAGGGUUUGGCUAAGUCCGGGAAAAUCAAUUCAACCAGAGAGGAUAUCGGCAAACGGAUCGGCGAACUGUUUGUAAACCGGUUCUAUAUCAACUUGCACACGGACAUACUCGAUACUCCAGAUAUAUUCUGGGACAACGACGACUUCGCCGACCACUAUGACAAUUGUCGAAGGUAUCUGGAGAUUCCUAAAAGAGUCGAUAUCCUUAAUCAGAGACUUGACAUCAUUAAAGAUCUUUAUGACAUGCUGAACAACGAGCUUACAAUACAGCACGGAUACAAACUGGAAUGGAUCGUCAUAUACCUCAUCUGUGUUGAGGUGCUCAUAGAAGUUGUCUGGAAUAUCCUUAUCAAGGACAUACUGAAGUGGGUUUAG
Messenger RNA from Besnoitia besnoiti, 1050 nucleotides. Its product is annotated as YagE family protein. The record is from RefSeq and is a predicted model, not a curated record. Bases 1 to 1050 code for a protein of 349 amino acids. NCBI's taxonomy places the organism in Eukaryota, Apicomplexa, Conoidasida, Eucoccidiorida, Sarcocystidae. The transcript is spliced from 12 exons.